AUGGUACGGACGCUGAACGAGGUCGUCGCCGCCAUUUUCGUCUGCAUUCUCCCAGUUGUCAGCGGAGGAUGUACAUCUAUUCCAUAUCCUCGUUUGCUCAGAGAAUGUUACGAUGAUAUUUCCGAGAAAUUUUCUACGACUGACUAUCCUGGCGAACUACCAAGCAUCAUUUGUAUUAACAAAUUUCGAUGGUGGACAGACUCGGAAUCGUGCCAUCCCACUAUACAUCCGGGCACUCUACAUUACGUCAGAGAUUUGUCCGACCACCACGGGAGGUACAAGAGAGGGGUACCACGUCAGAAACGAAAAAGGAAGGAGAUUCGAAUGCUUACUAAAAGGGAAUUAAAGAGAUUCUUCAAAGCGUUAAAACUGCUCAAAACAAAAAAGUUAAGUGUGCAGAAUACACAAGCUACACUGCUGGUAGCAAACACGAGUGUGUCUAUUUACGACGCCAUAGCUGGAAUACACAACGGCGAUAUUGCCAGGACAGCCCACAUCGGGCCUAACUUCCUGUCCUGGCAUCGCAUCUAUCUUUAUACUUUUGAGAAUGCGCUGCAUGCAGUUCAGCCCGGAGUUGUCCUACCGUAUUGGGAUUGCACCCUCGAGCAAGGCUUAGAAUCACCACAAUUAUCGAAAUUUUUUUCCAAAACUUUUCUUGGAAAAGCAAAGGGGAAACUGAAGAAAUCAAGGUUUGGUAACAGUCCCCUGUUGAAUAUCGUGAGGAAUAUUGGGUCUGGAGGACCUCUACCGAGUCGACUGGAUGUUGCUUAUAUUCUUACUCGAAACAGAACUAAAGACAUUGUAGUUCCCUUCGCAAACGCCCCGUACAACCUGGAAUACCUCCACAACGGAAUCCACACUUAUGUUGGCGGUCAUUUAGCCACACUCGAGAAUGCAACAAUGGAUCCAAUCUUCUUCCUUCUACACUGUUUCAUAGACUACGUAUUCGAGAAGUUCAGACAACGAUUGAAAUCCCUAGGCAUCGACCCGACAACCGAUAUCCCCGACCCGGGGGAAUACUAUCUGGGUGGAUUACAUCGGCCUGAUGUCACUAUGUCUGUCUUCGAAAACUACACAAACGCGGACGGGUACUCGGACUAUUGGACAGAUGAAAUUUACGAAUAUGAGGACAGUCCUAGCACGUGCGAGACGGAAUGUGGCUGUGAUCAUCUAGUAUGUAUCAAGGGCCUCUGUUAUCCUAAAACAGGAAGGGGAGCGCCCAUUCCAAGGAAGUUGAACGAAGAAGAAUUGAGAUAUUUCAAAGCAAGCAAACCUAUCGUAGAUGGUAUUAAUAAAACGGUUUCUGGAAACGAAAACGGUAUUGUCGAUAAAGGAAAAUCAAGGAAAAAGAGGGAGUCUUCUUUAAACAAACGGAAGAAAAGAAGUGCAUCUGUUCAGUUUGAUAAUCAAGUAUGUAGCGGGUUUCAUUGCCCCGGGUCGAAUUUACCAAUACAGAAUAUCUUCAGUAUAAACGGCGGACGCAGUGAUGUAGACGAAUGGGUAUUUAUAGCUGUCAAAGUGACAUUUUUCAGACCAUUAAAUCUACACUUCCAUACUUUCCAAAUGCAUAACAAUUCAAUAGAUGAAUCCCAUGAUAUAUUUGAUCCUUAUUUCUCUAAAAACUUACAAUCAGCAAUGCACGUGGGUCAUCAGGGUACCUACCGUAAUUUCUGUCGAGUCAACAGCGGGGGAGCGGGGAAAGUGUUCGUCCGCUCGGACGGACUGAAUUAUAACGGUUAUUCUAUGGAGUACGCUCUAGUGGACGAGCGACACCCAAUUUCUACUGGUACAGCAUACGUUCCUAUCAAAAGUCCAGCUAAAUACCCUACCGAGGUAUCACUUAUAGCUUACGAUGAGUGUGGUAGAACUUGUAUGCCUACAUGUCUUGUAAAAGCUUCGAGUCCACCAAAAUACAUCCCUUGUACCGGCUGUUUACGAUUCGAUCACUCUUCCCCGGCCUGCUAUGGAAAGACGGUGGCUGAUCUCAUCUACAACAUGUGGAAUUUCGGACCUCAAACCGGAAGUGAAGAAUGUCCUUCAGCAGAACACUCUUCGGUUCAUGUCAACUUCCUGUGUGACUCGUCAGACCUAUACCCCUGGGAUAGAAUUUAG
Messenger RNA from Ylistrum balloti, 2112 nucleotides. RefSeq lists its product as uncharacterized. Gene Ontology annotation, molecular function: oxidoreductase activity. The coding region runs from base 1 to 2112 and encodes 703 amino acids. NCBI's taxonomy places the organism in Eukaryota, Metazoa, Mollusca, Bivalvia, Pectinida, Pectinidae. The record is from RefSeq and is a predicted model, not a curated record. The transcript is spliced from 4 exons.